UUCAUACAGACCAGAAUCCAGAAGGACAUAGCUUCAGAUAAUUUCGCACACUGUUUUAAUAGCCUAAGUGUACCUCCUAUCUAAGAAAAAUAAGUUCAUCUUUCUAACUGUAAUUUUUCUCAUUAACCGGACUAUGGGUUUGACUCCGACAAGCGUAAUAUUCCUAUUAAUGAUCUUGGUUAUCAAGGUCGAAGCACAUUUGCAACAAGUUGAAAGAUCAAGCCAGAUGACAGAUGUUCAGAUACCACAAUUUGGAGGUCAAAACAAAGACACAUUAGAAGCUAAUAACUUGGUAUUCAGAGAUUAUAAUACGCUUCCUGGACAAGACCUGACAGGUUUGUUAAAUCCUAUUCCCCACCCCAACACUCUGGUUUCUGACAUAAAAAUACCAUCUUCUCGAAAGUUUGAAGGUCAAUUCCUAGCAGACGGACAAAGUUCCCCAAAGAUAUGUCGAUCUUCCAAAACCACUCGUGGCCAACAAUGUUUUGGGCAUCUUACUUGGUCAAGUCCUUAUUCACAACCAAUGGUCCAGAAGAAAAACUUAGCUGCACUGGCUAGGAAUGGACGUCUAAGUUCGUUACAGUCUUUUCAUUCUAGGUUUUCAAAGAACUCUCAGGUUAUUCUCGGUACAAAACAACUUGUGGAUGGUUUACCACCACAGAAUAACAAUCCUGAACAGAUCGAGUAUCCGAUACAGGACGAUGACGAAUUAGAAGACUGUGUAACAGACUACCAGGAGGCUGGGGAACAAAACAGUCUAGAAAAAGAAAAACGAAAUAUUAGAGCACUUGCAAGAGCCGGAAAGCUUCCCAUGCGCUGGCACGGACAGCCUAAUUGGCUGAAACUGCAAAAAGACGAUUUUGUGUACCCUUUCCGACACAUGUUCCAGUUAACUCCUUUGAGCUUUUUCAUCGACAAACGGCAACCAAUCGGGUACUUGCGAUUCUACAAAGUUAAAACAAAGCGUUGUAAGAGAUCGACCCCUGCUGGAGAAUCUCGUUAAUAAAAUCUAAGACCUAAAGAGAACUCAGAUAAUCGUGUGAAAUUUUAUGGAAUAAUCUAAAUUUGGGUGUUCACUUAUUGCAGUUUGAUGUUUUGCAUAAAUAACUUUCUUUAGAUUCUCAAUGUUUUAGUACGGGAACUUUUAAAUCUCUUUCAAGUGUGGUUUUAAAAGUCUUUAUCUUUCCGGUAAUAAUUGGAACAUUUCAAUCACGCACUAAAAUAUAUACUGCUAGAGUAAUCUGUAUUCGUCAGUUUCAA
Messenger RNA from Limulus polyphemus (Atlantic horseshoe crab), 1260 nucleotides. RefSeq lists its product as uncharacterized. The coding region runs from base 134 to 1003 and encodes 289 amino acids. The record is from RefSeq and is a predicted model, not a curated record. The transcript has 2 exons. Lineage: Eukaryota; Metazoa; Arthropoda; Merostomata; Xiphosura; Limulidae.